CUCAACCCCCCGUCUGAGGAGGCGGAAUCCAUUCCGGGUCGGAAAAGGUACCGGAAGUGCCAGCCCCGCUUGUCGGAGCGGACCGUCUUGUCGCCUCCGUCGAGGAGCUGUGGCUUAAAAGAAAAGCUUACCGACACCUCGCUUUCGGCAGGAGCAAAGUCACCCAGGCGCAGCUUUCCCCGUUACUCAACCUGCUCUAGCCCCCUUUACCUGUUGAAAUUUACCUGUUGCACAGGAGGUAACCGGCUAGAAGGAAAAAGGUUAGUGGACUCCAAAACCCCAGAGGGCCAACACAAGCACACCUGGCCUUCAGACAACAUACCUACAAAUACUCAAAGAAGCUGAGGUGUUAAUAUGGAUAGGAUUACCCUUGAAGAACUAAAUGAAAUGGAUGAUGAGAUCCAGGAUGAAGAACAAGAACAAGAUGAAACGGAACAAAACAGGCUAUUUUCUGUGUGGGAAGCAGUAGCCAACACUCAUCAAGUGAUACUUCCUCAAGACAUGGCAGGUCCAAUAGUACAGAUGACUCACCAUAACCAAGUGCGAGAGCCUGUGCCUUACACUGUUUUAUCACCGCAUGAGAAAUGCGAGGAAACAACAUAUGAGGAACGCCUAUACCCUGCUGGGAAAUGGGCAUGCAUCACCAAAGGAGAACCCAAGUAUGAGCAGAGCAUCUCAUUGGGUUUCAUGAAACUUAUAAGAUACAUCUGCAAAGAGAAUUCCCUAGGCCGGCACUUGGAGAUGACAGUACCAGUGAUUAACGAGAUCCACCUGAAUAAGGAGGGUACUGAAUUGGUCCAAGAAGUCAUCACUGCUUAUUAUCUUCCUCAGGAAUUUCAGCUUAAUCCUCCUCUCCCCAUGGAUCCAGAAAUCCAAAUCCUAGAAAGAUCACCACUUCAGGUUAUCACCAGGGAGUUUUACGGGCCAACUACUGAGGAGACAAUCCUGCGAGAGAUUCACCUUCUUUGGGAGUUACUGGGCUCGACAGAUAAUGUGCUCCGUGAAACGUACUUGGUGGCUGCAUAUCAGAACCCUAGUAUACCCAAUCGUCGCAAUGAGAUAUGGUUUAUUCGGAGAACAGACUGAAAGCAUCAUGGAUUUCUGACAAGAUUAUAAUCCAGUGAAUUCAGUUUAGAUGGCAGUUCUAGCCUGAAGGAGAUGAAUGCACUUCCCAACUUACUCUAGAACUGACCUGAUGACCCAUUCCUUUUCCUUGAGGGCAUUAAGGAGUUGUGUUCCCUCCUAUGAGUUCAGAAAUAAGAAAAACAAGAACGUGGAAAAGUAGUAUGGCUUUCUAAUGUUCCUGGAGGGAGCUGGCACUGGAAGAAUCUAUGGAUUUCUGCUUCAUUGACUUUGGAAUUUGUCUAUGCACAGCUGAGUCAAAAUGCAUCAGAAAUUGCAACUGUUCAGCAAUCCACAUCUGGUAUUUCAAACGUUCUGAAUUCUUCUGGAAAUGAAUUUGGAGUGCCAGUCUAUAGCUGGAUAGGGGCAUAGGUCAUAGUUUUACUUACUUAGAGAAUUUAAUUUCUGGGCCAGAGGCUAUAUCUUUUAGCCAUGUAUAUGAGAUACUUUUAAUCACCUCUGUUCCAGCUUGACACGGAAUAAUUUCAGACUUUCUUAACUAGGUUGAUUUUAAUAUAUCCUAGAAAGCCCUUCCCAGGAACAAUCUCCCCUGAAGGGAAGAUCUAAGAAUUGGAGAUCAGAGAAAUCCUCUUCUGUUUUUCAAGAGUGGUAUAACACCUGUCUCUCUGUGACCUAUCCACCAACUGGACUUGUAUCCAUGGAUGCUUCCAGACUGAUGACCGCUUUCAUUUUUCCCUCCUUCGUAGACAUUUUUCUAUUAAUAAAAGUAAAUGGAAGCUACAGUGAAAAAAUAUAGGACACUUAUCAAUGAAAAACGUGAUUAUAUGGACCGUAGACUUCUUUUUAUUCUCUUAAUGAACAAGGUAAUUGCAAAAUAAAGGCCAUAUCUAAAAGCAUCCCGUCAUUUUGCAAGGUACCCAUUGAGCCAUAUAUUUAUUGGAAGUUAUAAUUGGCAUUAUUACAUUGCACUACGUCAUAUUCUGGUUGGUUGAUUUCAUGGCCAAGAAAGUUGCUGUCUUCUCUGAAGGAGGAUAAUAGCACAGAGCAAUUGUGAAAUAAAAUCUAGCUCAAACCUC
Molecule: messenger RNA, 2159 nt
Organism: Pantherophis guttatus
Lineage: Eukaryota; Metazoa; Chordata; Lepidosauria; Squamata; Colubridae
Product: heme-binding protein 1-like
Molecular function (GO): heme binding
Source: RefSeq, a predicted model, not a curated record